AUGAAAGAAAAUGUAGAUGACAAUGAUAUUCAUAGUAUUAGUAGUAAUAGCGAUACUGUAGAUGAUAUAGAUGGAGAUUGGAAUCCAAAAGGUUUUGGAAUAUCGGAUAGGUUUCGGGCGAAAGUAAUUUCGGACAAUUUCGGUUUCGGAUAUGGGCGAUAUAUAUCGGUUUCGCCCACAUCAUUAGUCCAUAUUAAAUAUUUGUUGACGAAAUAUAGGCAGAUGGAUUCGAUAAAAAAUACGAGAAUUUCACAAUUAGAAAUUGAAACAACUAUAAUGUCAAAAUUAUCGUUGUCAUGUGAUUGGUGA
Funneliformis mosseae is the source of this 309-nucleotide messenger RNA. Lineage: Eukaryota; Fungi; Glomeromycota; Glomeromycetes; Glomerales; Glomeraceae. The record is from the annotation of a GenBank genome assembly.